AUGACAACAAAGGCAAAAGAGAAAACAGAGACUGAAGAAUUGCCAGAUGUCAUUCUCUUAAAAAAGGUAUUCUAUAAAAGGCAAAAAUCAUUCAUUUCAGCACUCCAAGAAACGUUAUAUCAUAUAUCACACGAUAAAGUUGUCAGAGAAAUCUUACAGAAUAAAUGCACAGCACAAUUUUUAGCAGAUAGAGUGAGUGAAGUCUUUAAUGCUUCUCUAAAUAACGAAAGAAAUAGUUUUACAACAUCGUUAUAUAAAAAAGUUCAGCUAAUUGAAAAUUUUUAUCUUUCAAAACAUAUUGAUAAGCUUAAAGACAUCGAAUCAAAACUUAUGGCCGCUACAAACGAACAAAAUACAGACGAACAACAUCAUAUGAAACAAAUUGUUGCAUUGACUGAACAAGUUAAAGCUCUUCAAGAUGAAAUUGCAACUAUCCAUUCACUAGAAGUUGAAAAAGUAGCAGAAAUCAAAGAAAAAUCUCAACAAAAAAUUUCAAUUUUGAAAGAUCCAACUCAUAUUUAUUCUAACAUCGAUUUAACAGACAUGAUGACAAAGGUGAAGCUUAUUCAAGCAGAAUCUGAUGCAAUGCAGCGCGUUGCACACGUAUUCUUUAAAAAUACACGAUCUUUGUUUAAAUAUCUUAAAAAUAGUAUGCUAAAGCGAAUUGAUAUACUGGAAAAGGAGAAAACGUCACUAUUGGAUCAAAUUAAACUUAUGAAAAACGAUGUUGAAGCUUGCAAACAAAAUUAUGAAGAAACAAUCAUACCUGCCAUCAAAAAAGACCUAGAAAUACAGCUUAAUAACCAAGUAAACAUUAAUAAAAAAUACAAUGAACAGAUAAAUUACUUACAGAAUGAAUUAUUAACUCUUAAUUUACAAUUUCAGCAAGUUCAACCGGAAACAUUGCAAUUAAAGUCACAAGUAAAAGCACUUGAAGAUAAAUUACAACUUAGUGAUAAAGAAAUUGCAAAUUUGCAAACAGAACUUCGUAGAGAAAAAGAAUAUUCACAAAAAAUAAACGAAGACUUGCAAAUGAAGAGUUCGAUGCUUGAUAAAGUACAACUCGAAAAGACAACAGCAGAAUGCGAAAGAAUGCUAUUACAACAAAGUAAUUCAAAAUAUUCAAAUCAAAUUAACGAAAAAGAAGCCCAAUUGCAAAAAGUUAUUGAUGAACUUGGAGUAUAUAGAAGAAAACUACCAGAAAUAGAUGAUAAACGCCAAAGUCUUGAAAAAGAUUUACAAAAUUCAAAUAAUGAGAAUAAUUUACUCCAAGAAAGGAUUAAUCGUUUGGAACCAGAGCUGCAGCAUGCAAAACGUCAAGUUGAUACAUUAAAAGAGAAAUUAAUUAAACUGAAAAAUUCUCAUGAUUCAACUGUCAAAGAAAACGCAAACAACGCUGAUUUAAUUAUUCAGCAUGAAAAUACAAUCUCAAACAUGAGUGAUGAACUUGACCGUGUUAAGAAUUUACUUGCAGAAACUGAAAAGAAAGCAUCCGAUCUUCAAUCAAACUUCAAAUCUCAAAGUGAACAACUCAAACAAUCACAAGAAAACGCAGAAAAAUUCGAACAAGAGAAGGAAAAACUCCAAAAAGAUGUUACUGAACAACAAAUGCUAAUUUCCACACAAAAAGCAAAGCUCGAGUUUCUCAACGAUUCCAAUGAGAAAUUAACUCAAAAACAAGCAGAAUUAGAGAAGCAAAAAGAGCAAUUGGAGCAAGAAAACAGAAAGAUAACAACAGAUAUAACACAAGUAAAGUCACAACUAAGAGAACACAAAGAAAAGAACGACGUAAAUUCCCAAAAAGUUGCAAAACUUCAAACAGAAGUUGGAAAACUCAAAGAUGAUUUGCAACAAGCGAAGAAAGAGGCACAACAAGCAAUAUCAACAGCAGAAGAAGCCAAGCGUAAACAAGAAGAUCUUGAUGCACAAAAUGCUGCAUUAUUGGAACAAAAUACAGUUUUGCAAGAAGAAAACGAAGAUUACAAAAAGAAAAUUGUUGAUGGAAACCUUCUUAAUGUCCAACUUACAGAAAGCAAUGAAAGAAAUAAAGCUUUAUCAUCACAAUGUAAUUCAUUACAGAAGCAGUUGUUGGAUCUUGCUUCAAUUUCAAGAGAUACAAAAGCUUUGGUUGAUGAAGUUCAAAAACAUAUUCAAUUCAAGAAUGCUUCUGAACUAUCGAAUAAAUUGAAUGAUUUGCAAAAUGGUUUCAAUCUUUCCAAGCAAAUUCUUCAAGCUGUGAACGCAGAAAAUCCAGAAGCAUGCAUUGCAACUGUCAAUGACAUGAAGAAGAGCCAUGCUGCUCUUCAAAGAAUACAAGCAGCAAUGCCCAGUGUUGGUAUCAAUGAAAUUGUUGCGCAAAUCGAACCUCAAAAAGCAGAAAUUGACAGAUUAAAUGCAGAGCAGAAAAGAAUAUUCGAAAUGCUCUCUGCAGAACCAAAUGUUGAUAUCUCUAAAACAAUACAAGAUCUGCUUUACCAACAAAGACAUGUUGGAGAACAACUUGUCUCCGCAUCCGAUUUCAUUUCUGAGGUAUUAAAUAUUGUUACUGGUUCUUCAUCUGGAACAAGUUUAGUUUUCCCUCUCAGAAAUGAUGAAAGGAAGAAAUUGAUUGAAUUAGUAUCAAGAAUUAAGAAGAGAUUUGAUGAUGACCAUCAAACCGUUGAUACAAUUGUUGAAAGAGGAAGAGCAAGAGGUUAUGUUGGAAAUAAUGCUAUUGAAGCAGCAGAGUUUGGUAGUGUUAUGAUAGAUGAUGAUGACAAGUCAAAGAAGUCUUUUAAUCGACUCAAAGAAACUAUUACUAAGAAAUACGAAGCAUCUUCAAGAAGAGAAGAAGAACUUCUCCAAGAAAAUGCAAAACUAAGAACGAUUGUUGGCUCGAUGUCAAAUAAAUAA
Messenger RNA from Trichomonas vaginalis G3, 2892 nucleotides. Its product is annotated as biological adhesion protein. The record is from RefSeq and is a predicted model, not a curated record. The transcript has a single exon. NCBI's taxonomy places the organism in Eukaryota, Parabasalia, Trichomonadida, Trichomonadidae. Bases 1 to 2892 code for a protein of 963 amino acids.